Malus domestica (apple) is the source of this 1951-nucleotide messenger RNA. Its product is annotated as myb family transcription factor PHL5. NCBI's taxonomy places the organism in Eukaryota, Viridiplantae, Streptophyta, Magnoliopsida, Rosales, Rosaceae. The record is from RefSeq and is a predicted model, not a curated record. Gene Ontology annotation, molecular function: DNA-binding transcription factor activity; DNA binding.
AAUCAUUAGCUUUGUCUUCUGAAACCCUUUAUCCAUUUGUUUUUGAAGAUUUCUGUUUUAUUCUUUAGGUGAUGAGACACGUCAAGCACGAUAAUUCUAAGCUCUCCUUAUUAGGACAUAGUUUGUCGACACAUUUGUUUGUAAUGGGAUGAGUUGCGUUUUUAUCAAUGUUUUUCUUCCUUGGUUAUAUCAAUAAGUGGUCGUACCUAUCCUUUUUAGAACAAUUAAAAGGACUCUAAUAUUACUGCAUAUUCAAAUCUUACACUUGACGUCUCGUGGAAUAAAUGGUUUCGGAUGUUGGGCAAUGAUAUUGAGCAGAAGUCGGACUGCUAGUUCUUGUUCUUGUUAACGGUGUUUCGAAUCGCACCUUGAAAAUGAAUGAGAAGAAGACAGAUUGCCAAGAAAUAAAUCAACAAAGCCAUGAAUUAAUCAGUGAGUGCAAUUUUGAAGUUGGUAAUCAGUCGUAUCAAAUUUUUGGUCAGCAGCAACAACAGGCUUGGAACAACAUGGGAAUUUGGGUUCAGCAACCCACCAUGGAUCAUGGAGUGUCACUGCUUCAAAAUCUUGGGCCUCCGGAUCCUAAAUCUCCCAGCAGCAUUACGAGCCGCUUCGAAUCUCUGGCUUCUACUUUUUAUGCAACUGAACGCUGUAUGGGAGGGUUUCCACAGUAUGACUCUCAAGUUGGUAAUAAUCCUCAUUUCCCUUCAGGUCAAUCUUAUAAUGAAAGCUACAGCUCCAUGAAUUCAUCCGAGCAAACUGAUCUGGAUUUCGACAUCAGAAACACUUUGCAGUCGAUUGUGAAAACUCAACCCCGCAGCUAUCAAUACCAUAAAUCCUCAGAGAAGUUUAACCAAAUCCCGGGAAGCGAUUUGUCAGGCAGUAAGCUCUUUGCACAUCAAUCAAAUAAGUUGCAUGGAGAUCAUAAAACUACUACAAUUAGAAGACCGUCCUUAUCCCUUCCUUCUAAAGAAAAUCAGGAUCAAGGCUGUUAUACUUCAUUCAAUACUUCCCCGGUAACUCAACCGAGCUUCUUUUCUCAACAAGGAAAGCAGUCGCCAAGAUAUUCCUCCGGAAAUGUUUCCACUGCAUAUGGUAAUUCCCCUUCAACUAGCCCUGUACUCUCCAGUAAAACACGAAUUCGUUGGAAUCAAGAUCUUCACGAAAAGUUCAUUGAGUGUGUAAAUCGUCUUGGGGGUGCUGAAAAAGCAACACCGAAGGCAAUACUGAAGAUGAUGUGUUUGGAUGGAUUAACCAUCUUUCAUGUUAAAAGUCACCUGCAGAAAUAUCGAAUUGCGAAAUAUCUACCAUACCCUGCCGAAGGAAAAUCUGAGAAAAGGACUACUUUGAAUCUUGAACCCCAUCUCGAUGUGAAAACUGGCUUGCAAAUCAAAGAGGCGCUCCAACUGCAAUUAGAUGUUCAGCGGCGUCUUCACGAACAGUUGGAGAUUCAACGAAAGUUGCGGCUACGAAUUGAAGAACAAGGAAAGCAGUUCAAGGAGAUGUUUGAUCUGCAACAACAAACAAGUAGUAGCUUGUUGAAGACUCAGAACGCGGACGUCACAUGCCAUGAAGCUGGCCCAUCAAAUAGUCUCGACGAUACUGAUCAGGUUUCAACUUCUGAAGGUUCUGGGAAUACAAGUUUUCACUCCAAGAUAAGUUAGCCCUGAAAAGAGAAUUAGUCAGAAUCAAGAACUUCAAAUCAGACUAAUGGUUGAGUAAGAAAGAAGGCAGAAUGGGAAGAUGAUAAGAAGACUACAAUCAAUUGACUGGCACUCAUACAUUGAUCAUAUUCCAUUUAAGGGAUAUGAUCCUAUAGAAUGACUAUUGUCUCUUUUGUUUCAUAAAGUUUGUGUGGCAGUAUUGUAACAAUGGCUUACUGUUUCCAGGAAGUUCUCAUGCUUUCAUGUAAUCAUACUUGAAAUUUUGUAAUAAUAAUUUUUUUUUUUUUGUG